Aspergillus terreus NIH2624 is the source of this 2298-nucleotide messenger RNA. RefSeq names its product putative beta-xylosidase (gene bxlB). Gene Ontology annotation, biological process: xylan catabolic process; arabinan catabolic process. The record is from RefSeq and is a predicted model, not a curated record. Bases 1 to 2298 code for a protein of 765 amino acids. Gene Ontology annotation, cellular component: plant-type cell wall. NCBI's taxonomy places the organism in Eukaryota, Fungi, Ascomycota, Eurotiomycetes, Eurotiales, Aspergillaceae. The transcript has a single exon. Gene Ontology annotation, molecular function: xylan 1,4-beta-xylosidase activity; alpha-L-arabinofuranosidase activity.
AUGUAUUCUUCCAAUUCCCGUCGUGCUGCGAGCAUUCUGGCUUGCAUUGUGUCCCUGACGCAGCUAGGCUUUGCGCAAAGCCCUUUUCCUGACUGUGAGAACGGACCAUUGAGCAAAAAUGCCGUGUGCGACACUACACUUGACCCCGUCACCCGGGCACAGGCCCUGUUGGCGGCGAUGACGCUGGAGGAGAAGAUCAACAAUACGCAGUACAACUCUCCGGGAGUUCCUCGCCUCGGACUCCCAGCAUACAAUUGGUGGAGUGAGGCAUUGCAUGGAGUCGCUGGGUCACCGGGCGUCCAUUUUGCGGACAGCGGUAACUUUAGCUAUGCGACGUCCUUCCCAAGCCCAAUCACAUUGGGUGCGGCCUUUGACGAUGACCUUGUCAAACAAAUCGCAACGGUCAUCGGUACGGAGGGACGAGCCUUUGGCAACGCCGGGCAUGCAGGCUUGGAUUACUGGACUCCAAACAUCAACCCCUAUCGCGAUCCCCGCUGGGGUCGUGGCCAGGAGACCCCAGGGGAGGACCCAUUCCAUACCUCGCGGUAUGUCUACCAUCUCAUCGAUGGUCUCCAGGAUGGGAUUGGGCCGGAGAAGCCCAAGAUCGUGGCGACCUGCAAGCACUUUGCGGGCUACGACAUCGAAGAUUGGGAGGGGAACGAGCGAUACGCUUUCGAUGCAGUCAUUUCCGACCAGGACAUGGCGGAAUACUAUUUUCCCCCGUUCAAGACAUGCACGCGCGAUGCGAAGGUCGACGCGGUCAUGUGCAGCUACAACUCCGUCAACGGUAUCCCCACCUGCGCGGACCCGUGGUUGCUGCAGACGGUCCUUCGCGAACACUGGGAGUGGGAAGGCGUCGGCCACUGGGUGACCAGCGAUUGCGGCGCCAUCGACAACAUCUACAAGGACCAUAAAUAUGUCGCUGACGGGGCCCACGCCGCUGCUGUGGCGGUAAACGCAGGCACUGAUCUUGACUGCGGAUCGGUCUAUCCGCAGUUCCUGGGCUCUGCGAUCUCGCAAGGAUUGCUCGGAAACCGGACUCUGGACCGGGCGUUGACGCGGCUGUACUCGUCCUUGGUCAAGCUCGGAUAUUUCGACCCAGCGGCCGACCAGCCGUACCGCUCCAUCGGCUGGAGCGAUGUUGCCACGCCGGACGCGGAGCAGUUGGCACACACGGCGGCUGUGGAGGGCACCGUGCUUCUCAAGAAUGAUGGCACGCUCCCGCUGAAGAAGAAUGGGACCGUUGCGAUUGUCGGACCUUACGCCAAUGCCACCACGCAGCUGCAGGGUAACUACGAAGGUACUGCCAAAUAUAUUCACACAAUGUUGUCAGCGGCAGCACAGCAAGGAUACAAAGUCAAGUAUGCCCCUGGCACCGGGAUCAAUUCGAACAGCACUUCCGGGUUCGAGCAAGCCCUGAACGCAGCUAAGGGGUCGGACCUUGUCAUUUACUUUGGAGGAAUCGACCACGAGGUGGAGGCGGAGGCUCUAGACCGGACAAGCAUUGCGUGGCCUGGCAACCAGCUUGAUUUGAUUCAGCAACUCUCCGAUCUGAAGAAGCCGCUUGUUGUCGUUCAGUUCGGAGGUGGCCAGGUGGAUGAUUCUUCAUUGCUGUCGAACGCAGGCGUCAACGGACUGUUGUGGGCGGGUUAUCCCAGCCAGGCUGGAGGCGCGGCCGUGUUUGACAUUCUGACUGGCAAGACUGCCCCGGCCGGACGUCUCCCAGUGACACAGUACCCGGAAGAGUAUGUUGAUCAGGUGCCAAUGACCGACAUGAACCUGCGACCUGGCCCCAGCAACCCGGGUAGAACCUAUCGUUGGUACGACAAGGCUGUGAUCCCCUUUGGAUACGGCAUGCACUAUACAACUUUCGAUGUCUCAUGGAAAAGGAAGAACUACGGGCCCUACAAUACAGCAGCUGUGAAGGCCGAGAACGCAGUCCUGGAGACCUUCUCUCUGCAGGUGAAGAAUACAGGAAAGGUCACUUCGGACUAUGUCGCUCUUGUCUUUUUGACGACCACCGACGCUGGUCCCAAGCCGUACCCGAUCAAGACACUCGUUGGAUACCAGCGGGUCAAGGCGAUCCGGCCAGGAGAGCGCAAGGUUGUUGACAUUGACGUGACGGUAGGGUCGGUGGCGAGAACAGCAGCCAACGGAGACCUGGUUCUUUAUCCUGGAAGUUACAAGUUGCAGGUUGAUGUGGAGAAGGAUUAUCCUACGGCAGGUUUCAAAAUCGCUGGCAAGGAGGUUGUGUUGGACCAUUUCCCCCAGCCGCCGCGGAACGCCACCAAGGCAUAG